AUGUCAGCCACCGGACAAGCCUCAGCCUCCCGGGCAAGAACUCAAGCUCGAAAGAAAGUCAACGAUGACGCGUCAUAUUUUGGACCAUCGACUUCAACUGGUGGAGCGGGCGCAAAGAGGCAGGCGGUUGACAAAUUGGACGGUGAGCCCAGGACAAAACGAAAACGAGCAGAACCUGCAGCGCAGCUUGCUGCGAAGAAAGAUGCUGUCGUGGAGGUGGAACCAAAAUUGUCGCUGGUCGAGUUCAACAAAAUGUCGACACAAGUUCUCUACCGCUAUAUGACACAGUUCGAUAUCAUACCGCCUGUUAGCCCGUCACCGCUCUCUGCAGAAGACCCACCAUAUCCAGGGGCACUGGCCGAUCCCCAACGACAAAUGUCGAGACCGCCCAGUCCACCACCUUCCCAGACACCCGCGAACCGACCGCGACGCGAAUCAAGGGAGCAGAGCCAACGUCGCCGGAGUUCUCGGUUGUUGGACGAAGACCUACCGUAUCGAACACCUGUCCUCGCAGAAAUCGGAGACCUCCACAACGUGCUUGCCAGUAUUGUCGAGAAGCAUUUCCGGGAAGUCAUGUCGAUAAAUGGCCGCGAAGAAGUUGACACAUUGGCUUCCUUCAUGUGCGCUGUGGAGAAGGCGAAGGGCAACCGCAACAAAUAUUGA
Molecule: messenger RNA, 663 nt
Organism: Coprinopsis cinerea okayama7#130
Lineage: Eukaryota; Fungi; Basidiomycota; Agaricomycetes; Agaricales; Psathyrellaceae
Exons: 2
Coding region: 1-663 (220 amino acids)
Source: RefSeq, a predicted model, not a curated record